Molecule: messenger RNA, 1105 nt
Organism: Zophobas morio
Lineage: Eukaryota; Metazoa; Arthropoda; Insecta; Coleoptera; Tenebrionidae
Exons: 12
Coding region: 64-1080 (338 amino acids)
Biological process (GO): pyridoxal 5'-phosphate biosynthetic process; pyridoxine biosynthetic process; amino acid metabolic process
Molecular function (GO): amine-lyase activity
Source: RefSeq, a predicted model, not a curated record
CUAAAUUAGCUAGCCUCCCUUGCCUUCUUUGAAACUUUUCGCUACUUCUAAUUGCAUCCUUUAAUGAUAUACCAAGAUUUGCCGAAUUUAGAUUCGAGACUUGAAGCCCUUUUAACUAUCAAAGACGCCCUAAUGAAUUUUAUCUGGGGAAAGAAUAAAAGAAGGUUUAAGGAUAUUUGCCGUUGCGACCAACCGAUUGAAAGACAAAAAGAUGACACAUUAAAGAGGGGAUUAGCGAGAAUGUUUGAGGGCGGCGUCAUUAUGGACGUCGUCUCAGUAGAACACGCUAAAAUUGCUGAAGCUGCGGGAGCUUGCGCCGUUAUGGCCCUCGAGCGCGUUCCAGCGGAUAUACGCAAAGAAGGAGGAGUAGCGAGAAUGAGCGAUCCUGCGCUUAUUAAAGAGAUUAAAAAAUGCAUUACUAUUCCAGUAAUGGCGAAAGUGCGCAUUGGGCACACAGUGGAAGCGCAAAUCCUGGAAGAGCUGUGCGUUGAUUUUAUUGAUGAAAGCGAAGUGUUAACUCCAGCAGACGAGGAAGAGCACAUUUACAAGUCACCCUUUAAAAUUCCAUUUGUCUGUGGCGCAAGAAAUUUGGGAGAAGCACUUCGGAGGAUUGAAGAGGGAGCCGUAAUGAUUAGAACAAAAGGCGAAGCGGGCACAGGGAACGUGGUCGAGGCCGUUCGCCACAUGAAGCGCCUGAACCGGGAAAUCAAAUCAUUGGCUUCAAUGAAUUCUACUGAACUUUUUGAAUACGCCGAACAAGAAGGAGUUUAUGUUGGGUUGGUAGAAGAAGUCUGUGAACUCCAGCGCCUUCCUGUAGUCUGCUUUGCCGCUGGAGGGAUUGCCACCCCUGCCGACGCUGCUUUAAUGAUGCAACUCGGCUGCGACGGCGUGUUUGUUGGAUCUGGAAUAUUUAAAAGUGAAGAUCCCAAGAAACGAGCGGAAGCGAUUGUCCAGGCCGUCACGCAUUACCAAAACCCCGAAGUUUUACUACUCGUUAGUGAGAAUUUAGGAGCACCAAUGUGUGGAAUCGACAGCAGCCAGUUGUCGCCAAGCCAGCAAUAUGCACGAAGAGGGAUAUAAAAAUAAAUUUCGGAAUUUUUUUUAA